GUUAGCGCAUGCGAAAGAAUCCGCCGCCAUCUUUGCGUUUCAAUGGGCAAUGGAUGCGGGAGGACAGGGUAAUUUGGACCACCAAGCAGCUUUUGCAGACGCCGUUGCCCGAGCAAAACAGAUUGCAGCUAAGAUUAAUCAACCAGGGGCUGGCGGUGGUGACGGUGCCCAGCAUUUGAAAAGACCAUUUGAAAGUGACGGAAAUUCAUACGCUAUUGGGGCACAGCUGAAAGCUCUCCAAGAACAACAAAGCAGAAGCGAGGCAGCUCAAGCAGCCCAGGCAGCAGCAGCUAGAAUUAAUCAACAGUUGGGUGUCGGUCCCCCUUCGUCAGCCCCACCCCCAGCAGCUCCUAAACCCAGCUCACACGCAGGACUAGGCAUGGUGGUCACAGAAGAAUAUGCCAUCCCUGACAAGAUGGUUGGACUGAUUAUUGGUAAAGGGGGUGAACAAAUAACCCGGCUACAGGCAGAGACUGGUUGUAAAAUUCAGAUUGCUCCAGAUGGAAGUGGAAUGACUGAUAGGCAGUGCACUUUGACUGGAUCCUCUGGAUCUAUUGCUGCUUGUAAGCAACAAAUCCAAGAUAUCAUCAUGAGAGCCGGUCAGACUGCUGGACCAAUGAUGGGCGGUAUGGACAUGAUGGGCAGUAAUGGAGGAGGAAUGGGUGGUGGUAUGGGUGGACAGACAGUUGUAGAAAUGAUGGUACCAGGCAACAAAGUUGGACUUGUCAUUGGAAAGGGUGGUGAAACCAUCAAGCAGUUACAGGAAAGAGCUGGAGUAAAGAUGGUAAUGAUUCAAGAUAGCAACAUCCCAUCAGCUGCUGAAAAACCUCUGAGGAUCUCGGGUGAUCCCCAAAAAUGUCAGAGGGCCAAAGAAAUGGUAUUAGACCUACUGGCUGAGAAGGAAAUGGAAAACAUGAGCAAAGGAUUCAAUGACUAUGGUUCAUUCAGUGGUGGAGGUGGUCCCCCGAUGGAGAUUCCAGUGCCAAGAACUGCAGUGGGAAUUGUUAUUGGUAAAAACGGAGACAUGAUUAAAAAGAUCCAACAAGAGAGUGGUGCCAAGGUUCAGUUUAAAGCUGACGAUGGAAGCAGUCCAGAAAGAGUGUGUGCCAUUACAGGAGCACCAGACAAGGUCCAAACUGCUGCCUCCAUGAUUCAGGAUCUUCUGAAUGAUUACAAUCAGAGAGAAGGAGGAAUGGGUCGUGGAUUUGGUGGAGGUAGGGGACGAGGUGGUCCUGGUAGAGGAAGGGGUGGAUUUGGAGGGGGUCCUGGCAGGGGCAUGGGUCGAGGAGAUGGAUUUGGGGGAGGAUAUCAGGAUGAAACCCAGUUUGCUGUACCCGCAGACAAGUGUGGCUUGGUUAUUGGAAAAGGUGGUGAAACCAUCCGUCAGAUAAACCAACAGUCUGGGGCACAUGUAGAGUUGCAGAAACAUCCUGGGCCCAACCCAAAUGAGAAAUUGUUUAACAUCAGAGGAACCCCUGAUCAGAUUCAGCAUGCUAUUCAGAUGAUCAGUGAGAAGGCUGGAAUACCUUAUGGUGGUCCUGGUGGGCCUGGAAUGGGAGGUCCUGGUGGGCCUGGUCCUCAUGGAGGACCGGUUCCUGGUGGUCCUGGAUAUGGAGACCAGUAUGGAGGACAGUUUGGAGCACCUGGUCAACAGCAAGGUGGGGGACAGUAUGGAAAUGGUCCCCAGGGGGGCUGGGGAGGUUACAGUCAACAGCAAGGAUACCCCACUCAACAAUCUGGGGACCCUAGUCAAGGUGGCUCAGACAAUAAGCAAGCCCAGGACAAUGCAGCAGCAUGGGCAGCAUACUAUGCCCAGUAUUAUGCUCAGUAUGGAGGAUAUGGAGGGCAGUAUGGCCAGCAGCAGGGACAGCAGCAACCCCAGCAACCUGCUCAGCAGUCUCAGGCUCCUCAGCAGCAGCCACCAACAUCAGGGCAGAAUUAUGCUGAGCCAGCUAUUAACCCUUCAACUGGUCAGGCAGAUUACAGCGCGGCAUGGGCCGAGUACUACAGACAACAAGGAAUGCACUACCAGGCCAACAUGAUCCUUCAGCAGGCUGCAGCCGGACAGUCAGGGGGGGCCCCACAGGGACAGCAGCCCCAGUAAAAUAAUGGCCAGGACUCGGGAGACUUUUGUGAUUUGGAUUCAAGAAUAUAUGUCGUACUUCAUAAUUCAGUGAGGAUAUCAUUUUGUAUAUACCAUGUUGCACAAAUCGGCACUUCUACUACCCAUCCCUAUUUCUCUCUUUAUUUCAUUGUAUUAUUAAUUUAGGUAACUCCAGUAUUUUAACUGUAUUCUCAAUUUGACUUGCCAAGGCAUUGGGCCAAAAUUUGAAUUCUUCAACAGCGAGUUAUAUAAUGUUCAUAAUACAUGUGUCUUGAUGUCUAAAUCAAUGAGAAAGUUGCAAUGUUAGGUUUUUAAUACUUGUAGUUCUUGUAAUACAUUCCAUUAUUUUUAUUUUUUUUUCUUAUAAUUGUAAAAUAUUUUGUUUGAAAUUGAAGCAUUAUGAUAAAAUAUUUGCAUGAUUAUGCCAUUGGAUUGAUAUGAUGAAAACAAUGUUAUUUGAAUACUAUGAUGUUUAUUAAUGUCAGUAUGUGCUGCAAUCAAAAAUAUUUUUUAACUGAUAUGCUGAGCGGAAGACAACAUUCACUUGUUGGGAUAUCUGCGGGAGAUGCGAGCAAGAUGUUCUAUAGGCAGCAAGAGCCGCUCAGAGGCCCUAGGAUUUUGCUUUUAUAUCAUGAUGUUGACUGUCUUAUUGAAAUGUUUUAACAUGUGUAUUAAACAAAGAAAAGAAAUUUUGAUUAUUGAAUAUGUCUUAGUAAAUAUUUUAGUGCCACAUAUAUGAUGAGGACAUUGUAAAGUUGUUCAUUUCAUUUGUAUAAUGAGUCUUCAAGUCUUAACCCAGUGAUGAAACUUAUUAUUUUAUAUGAAAAUGUCAUUGUUUUUUUGCUCGCAAUUUUGUAUGUAUCCCCAUGUCUUUGCAAUUCAGGACUUUUAAUAAUGUAUAGUAAAAAGUAUAUUUAAAUGUUAUCAAAAUUUUGAUGUAAUAUGAUACCAUAGUUAUAACAUGCAUUGACCUCAUGUAUUAUUGAAUAUGUUCUAUGUGAUACUCUUGUGCUAUAAGGACUUUUGAUAAAUAUUGCCCAUGUUGAUUGAUAACAAUAAUAAUGUAAUGCUAUGAAAAUAUGUUUUUGAACUUAUUGCCCAGUAUGUCAUGCCUUAAAUUCCUUCAUAGAGUAGUAGAAUUGGUGCAUUUGUUAUACAUGCUGUUUUUUAUAUUGUCCAUACAAUCACUUGUGUCACCACAGCGUUCUCUUGUUGUAUUACCAUGCUAUACUAGCUUUGUUGUCAAUGGAAACUUACAUCCUAAUAUUUGUGUCAUAUGCCGAACACAUUUAUUAAAUGUGUGUAUUUUGUAUAAAUCACCUAAAGGUAGUAAUUUGUAAAUAUUAGCUUGAUUUUGUUUAUUAUAGCACAUGUAUAAAGGGUUCAUAAUUGAAGAUAUGUUAUCAUCUUAUUACAGCCAUUGUCCAGAUCUUGAUUUUAAUGCUACAUAAAUGUUUGUCCUUUAAUUAUACCUCUAACCAUGUGUUUAUUAUUCAUAGAUAAUGAUUGCUAUAAUAUAAGGAGUUUGAAAUUCAUUGUUAUGAAACAUUUUUAACAUGAUUUAUUGUUGUAUUACAAUGCAUAAAAAGUUUUUUUUCACAAAUAUGUUCACAUAAUAAUAAAUUGUUGGUUUAUUUUUUAAUUGCAAUGAUAUGACUAUUUUAGAAUUGUAAUUUUGACUCUCUAUUCACCCUGUGGUACUUUUUUUUAGGAUUUUGUUGAACUUUGGUGUCUUGUUUAAUAUACUGUUUUUUGUGUCAGAUUAUAUCUUGUACUUGUGCUGUGACUUAGAACCCUGUAAGGGAAUUAUCCAUGUGUCCCCUGGCCAUAGAAGGAUCUCUACGGCAAGGUAAGGUCCAAUAAAAGGUGUUUUAAAAUCAAA
Saccostrea echinata is the source of this 3986-nucleotide messenger RNA. RefSeq names its product far upstream element-binding protein 1-like. The record is from RefSeq and is a predicted model, not a curated record. NCBI's taxonomy places the organism in Eukaryota, Metazoa, Mollusca, Bivalvia, Ostreida, Ostreidae. Bases 50 to 2104 code for a protein of 684 amino acids. The transcript is spliced from 18 exons. Gene Ontology annotation, biological process: regulation of DNA-templated transcription. Gene Ontology annotation, cellular component: nucleus; cytoplasm. Gene Ontology annotation, molecular function: mRNA binding.